Molecule: messenger RNA, 3346 nt
Organism: Scleropages formosus (Asian bonytongue)
Lineage: Eukaryota; Metazoa; Chordata; Actinopteri; Osteoglossiformes; Osteoglossidae
Product: protein kinase C and casein kinase substrate in neurons protein 1-like
Exons: 10
Coding region: 351-1691 (446 amino acids)
Biological process (GO): cytoskeleton organization; neuron projection morphogenesis; plasma membrane tubulation
Cellular component (GO): cytoplasm; plasma membrane; endosome
Molecular function (GO): protein binding; phospholipid binding
Source: RefSeq, a predicted model, not a curated record
GUCUAUUGCUGAAGGUGCUUCUCUGUUUCACCAGGGGGACAAGCAGAGACAGAGGGUCCUUCUCCAUAAUGCCUAGGAGUUAUUUAGACUUAUUUAGAGUUCCUGUUUGUACUACUAGAUGCAGAGAAUCCAGCCUAACUCCCAAGACUCCCAAGAUCUACAGCAGUGACCUGCGUGUUCCAAAAACCUGAGCCUCUUCAGAAAGUGAACAUAACUCUGGCCUUUCUUGUACAGUGUCAGUGUUAUAGAUCCACUCCAGGCUCUUUUCCAGAUGAACCCCCAGUGCAUGAAGAGGUGUGCUCCAACGCAGACACACUCACCCCUCAGUUCACACCACUACGUCCAGAAAAAUGUCUGGAUCCUACGAUGAAUCGGCUGGCCUUGAUGAGGCCACGGACAGCUUCUGGGAGGUGGGAAACUACAAACGCACCGUAAAACGGAUUGAUGAUGGCUACCGCCUCUGCAAUGACUUAAUGAAUUGUCUGCAGGAGCGCGCUAAGAUUGAGAAGGCUUACAGUCAGCAGUUGACCGAUUGGUCCAAGAGGUGGAAGCAGUUGAUUGAGAAAGGACCUCAAUACGGCACAGUGGAACGUGCCUGGAUAGCAGUGUCGGUAGAGGCAGACAAGGUAAGUGAACUGCACCAAGAGGUGAAGAAUGCCCUGCUCAAUGAAGACUUUGAGAAAGUCAAAAACUGGCAGAAGGACUCCUACCACAAGCAGAUGAUGGGAGGCUUCAAAGAGACCAAAGAAGCAGAAGAGGGCUUCAAAAAAGCCCAGAAACCAUGGGCCAAGAAACUGAAAGAGAUGGAGACGGCCAAGAAGGCAUAUCACAUGGCCUGCAAGGAGGAGAAGCUGGCUGCCACACGGGAGGCCAACAGCAAGGCCGAGACCUCAGUCACUCCCGACCAGCAGAAGAAGCUUCACGAGAAGGUGGACAAGUGCAAGCAGGAUGUGCAAAAGGCCAAGGAGAAGUACGAGAAAGCACUGGAGGAGCUGAACAAGUGCACACCCCAGUACAUGGAAAACAUGGAGCAGGUAUUUGAACAGUGCCAGCAGUUUGAGGAAAAGAGGCUCACCUUCCUCAGGGAGGUUCUGCUGGACAUCAAGAGACACCUCAACCUUACAGAGGACCAAAACUAUGCAACUGUGUACCGAGAAUUAGAGCGUACCAUCAACUCAGCCAGCGCGCAGGAGGACUUAAAGUGGUUCAACAACAACCACGGUCCUGGCAUGCACAUGAACUGGCCUCAGUUUGAGGAGUACAAUCCGGAUGCCACCCAUAAUGUUGCCAAGAGGGAGAAACCGAAAAAGGGCAAUGAAGGUGCCCCCAACACCCCAGGGUCAGAGCAUGUGGUAGCACAUGCAGGUGAUCGGGGCAGUGUGAGCAGCUAUGACAAGAACCAGGCUUAUUCCGCUGAAUGGUCAGACGACGAGCAACCUGCCUCUCACUCAGGCAAUGAGACCAACGGAGGCAACAACCCUUUUGACGAGGAGUCAGGCUCAGGCGGGGCCAAGGGGGUGCGUGUCCGGGCGCUCUAUGACUAUGAUGGCCAGGAGCAGGACGAGCUGAGCUUCAAAGCCGGGGAUGAACUGACCAAGCUGGAGGAUGAAGAUGAGCAGGGCUGGUGCAAAGGUCGCCUAGACAGCGGUCAGCUAGGCCUGUACCCAGCCAAUUACGUUGAACCCAUCUAGUCAACUGCGAUGAUGAGGACGUCCCGUUGGCAGCAACUAAGACUGUGGCGUCCAGUCAUACAGUUCUGCGCAUAGCCAGAAGCUCAACAGCAACAUUUCCCUUGCCACACAAAUGUGCCGAGCAGUCUUAAAUUCAAAAAGACAGUAUAUAUAAUUAAUAUAUUUAUGAAAUUUCUGAGAAAGUGGGUUGAAAAAAACAAAGCAUUAACAGUAUAUAUUUACAUAUAUAUCUCUCAACAUGCCACCAUCAAAGCAAGGGUAGGAAGAUGUUUAGCAGUUUUGUGUAAUUGUGUUAAGUAUGAAUUUUUGUGCAGCUGACAUUACUUUUACGUAGCGGUAUGUUCUCCUAUAGCAACGAGUAUUACGUAGUCCUUGAAGCUAGCAUAGCUAGACCGAGCUAUGCAAUGUGCACUAUGUAUAUUUGAUGACAUUUUGGUGUAGCAGUCUGGAUGCUAUACGUGUACAGUCCUCAGUUCUGCAAAGGUAAUUUAGUGUAGCGUUUAAAAAAAAAAGGAAGAAAAACGCUAUGCGAUGUAAUCUCUCGUUUUUGUUUGUUUUUUCUGUGAUUUGUUUACAUUCCUGACACGGAGGGGGCGCUGUAACGCACUCCGCCUCUUUGUCUUCGGUACCACUGUAUGCAGCAGUAUGAGCUUUGCUGUUUGUUUUCUGUGCGUUUUGAUGACAUGGAGUUUUUAGUGAUCCUCGAGGGAUGCAGAGCUUAACUUCCAGGAGUCAGUGUAGGAUAUUCAGGCUACUUUUUUUGGAGCCUGAGCCUGUGUCCCCUGAUAGCCUCCGUGAAAUUCUGUUCAAUUGUUCAGAAAUAAAAUGGAAUUCCCGUCUUUCAGCUACAAAUACCACAUCUGUAUUGUAGUGCAUGGGCUUGCAUUUGGGAAAGCAUAUUGAGAUCUGGUCUUUAGUUUAAAAAAAAUGGAAUGCCUUUUAGUGAUGUGUAUAUUCAUGCCAUUCUGAAAUAACUCUGAGUGGGACUGCCGUGUGUCACCGCAUUUCAUCCAUGAGGUAAUCAUUGAAACUCAGGUAAACACCCAUCACUCAUCACUGCAUCUAGUAGACAUUCUCUGCCAGCGUAGUUCCCAAUAUCCCUUCACAAAGUCAUACUUCUUUCAUGGGCUGCUAGUGAUGGCCAUCACUGGUCAGUAAACUAGUCAAGAUAUACAGUUUUGUGCAAAAGUUUGGGCUCCCGUGGUCAAAUGAUGUGAUUUUCUAGGUAUAAACUCUACAGGGAACAAACAGGACAUACGGUAUUUCUGCAAAUUCUAAUGCGUAACUACUCUUUAUUUGCUGAAUUUAAUUGAUUGCAAAAAAUAAAAACAUAAAACGCGUCAUGCACAAAAGUUUGGGUACCCUCACAGUCGGUACUCGGUAACACCCCCUUUAGCAGAAAUCACGGCCUUACAUGUUUUCUGUUCUGCCUUCGGAGUUUGUUUCCCUCUCUUCCUUGCAGAAAACUUCUAAUUCAGAAAUAUUCGCAGGUUGUAGUGCAUGCAGUGCAUGUCUGAGAUCCAUGCACAGAUUUCCAGUAAACUGCCUUUUCAAAACCUUAAUCUUUAGUUUCUAGAAGUAUUAAAACUCGUAGGCUUCCACGGUUGGUGUCAACUGACUGGGAGUUUUGUACUUCUGGAUUAAACCGCGUCGUG